AUGGGGCCAGGAGACUCCGGGAACCCUUCACAUUCCAAAGAACCGGCACCGUUUGCGCUGGUGGGCCUGCUCUUCUGUGAGGACAGAGGCCAGCCCCCUCAUCCACCUUCGGGCAGGCCCCGGCCAGCCAUCCUUGACCCCCAGCCCCGAGCCCAGCUCACCCAGGAGCAGGGCAGGCAGCGGCAUUCGCUCGGGGAGACGGCAAACCAGCUGCGCGCUCACGGCUCCAAGGUGGUGGCCGCCGUGGGCGACGCGGUCAAGAGCAUUGACAACGUGGCGAGCGCGCUGUCCAAGCUGAGCGAGCUGCACGCCUACGUGCUGCGCGUGGACCCGGUCAACUUUAAGUUCCUGUCCCACUGUCUACUGGUUACGUUGUCCUCGCACUUCCUCGCCGACUUCACGGCCCACGCGCACGCCGCCUGGGACAAGUUCCUGUCCAUCUUGUCCGGCGUCCUGACGGAGAAGUACCGCUGAGGCCGCCGCAGGACCCCUAGAACAGGCUUCGAGCCCUCCUCUUCCCCUGCACCCUAUUAGUGUU
Messenger RNA from Cervus elaphus (red deer), 538 nucleotides. Its product is annotated as hemoglobin subunit zeta-like. Gene Ontology annotation, cellular component: hemoglobin complex; haptoglobin-hemoglobin complex; blood microparticle. Gene Ontology annotation, molecular function: oxygen carrier activity; oxygen binding; peroxidase activity. The transcript is spliced from 3 exons. The coding region runs from base 1 to 474 and encodes 157 amino acids. NCBI's taxonomy places the organism in Eukaryota, Metazoa, Chordata, Mammalia, Artiodactyla, Cervidae. The record is from RefSeq and is a predicted model, not a curated record. Gene Ontology annotation, biological process: oxygen transport; hydrogen peroxide catabolic process.